AUGUCAUUUAACUUUAGGCUUAAGUCUGACAAACUCUUUUUCCAUUUCAUCACAUAUCUAAAACGAUAUGCAUCAUCGAGAGUUGAACCUUUUCCAAUUCCUUUUCAUACAGUGAAACCAGAACUUGCUCCUCAACAGUACAUCAAUAAAACAGUAACUUAUGCUGAAGAUAUUACAGUAGAAAAUCAACAUGAAAAAUUAUUCAAUCUUCUAUUACCAUUAUGGAAGACGCCAUAUGACGAACAAUUAAAAAUUAAACAAACGAUGGUAAAUCAAACAUUUGAGCAAAUUGGGCGUGCUAUAUUAUGGGAUAGACGAAUUGAUACACGCGUAUUGAAACAUAUUGAAUUUCGAAAGGGGGAUUUUUGUCAUGUUGAAUCAAUUAUCCCAUCGGUAUUCAUCGAAAAUUAUCGUUCUAAAGAUGAUUUAUCAUGUGGUUUCUCUGUGGAUGGACAAAAAACAAUUGGAUUUUAUAUUAAUUCGAAAAAUGGCAAAUCUAGUCGAUCUGUUUGUGUCCCACCGCUGUAUUUACCGAAUAUGAAAACAAAGCAUAAAAUUGUCACAAAACAUUUAAAUUUAUUUAUAAAACAUCAUUCUCUUGCAAUUAUGGAAAAUGUUUCUGAAAAUUAUAUGAAAAAAAAUCAAUAUUGGCGUUCAGCUAUCAUUAAAACAAAUGAAAAAAAUGAACUAAUGUUAAUUAUUAUUGUACAUCCACAGACGUUAAGUAAGGAUGAAUUAAAUACAAUGAAACAAGAUUUAGUGAAUUAUUUUAUAAAUGGUGAUGGAAGAGAGUGUAAUAUAACAUCAUUGUAUUUUCAGCCAUGUGCACAUAGUCGAUGUUUUGGUGAUUAUGAAUUGUUAUAUGGUGAUGAAUAUUUAUUUGAGAUAUAUAAUGGAAAAAAAUUUCGUAUAUCAGUUGAAUCACCUUUAGUCGGUAAUAAACAAGCGAUGGAGAGUGUUUAUGAGUUGGUUAUGAAACAUGCACAAAUUGACAAAGAUACAAUUGUGCUUGAUAUUGGUGGAAGUGGAAUUGGUGUUUAUUCUGUCUUAAGUUCACCAUUAGCAAAACGCGUGUAUAGUAUAGAACCAUUACAAUCAGCCAUUGCCGAUGGUCAAUAUAAUGCUAAAUUAAAUAAUUGUGAAGAUAAUAUCCAAUGGAUGUAUGGAUUUGAUGAGGCGCAAUUACAUCGUGUAAUACAAAAAGUGGGCGAGAUGAAUGGAACCGAUACAAAAAUUGUAGCCAUUGUUAAUCCAUCAAGAUUUGAUUUAUCAAGUAAAGCAACAGCUGCACUUCGUAGUGUAGGAAAUGUUCAAAAGUUAAUCUAUGUAUCAGCUAAAGUGGAUCAACAUGCGAUGUAUCAUUUUUAUGAAUUAUCAGCUGGAGAUAAAUCAAAAAAAACAGUUCUAAAUAAUGCAUUUGUUCUAACCAAAGUCUAUCCUGUUGACGCAUUUCCACAUACAAUUAAUUCCGAAGUUGUAAUCAUUUUUGAUCGUGUAAAUUAG
This is a messenger RNA of Didymodactylos carnosus, 1503 nucleotides long. The record is from the annotation of a GenBank genome assembly. NCBI's taxonomy places the organism in Eukaryota, Metazoa, Rotifera, Eurotatoria, Philodinida, Philodinidae.